AUGCCAGGGUUGCCUCCUGGUCAUAUUAAGUUAUACAUCAUCAUAAAUUUGUAUCAUGUGGCGCCAUCUGAGGUAAAGGAAGGUAGGAAAGUUGGCCUCCUUAUACCGGAGAAGAUAAUAGGUGGCGUUAUCGAUAUCGUUCAUAACCACAAGAACAAACCAGGAUCACAGGGAUCUUAUCAGCAGCAAUCUCAGAGUCAGCAGAUAUAUCAGCCAACACCAGGAUACCAACCACAGUACCCUUCUCAGCCUCAAUAUCCACAGAAUCAAGGAAACUACCAAUCACAGUAUCAGAAUCAAUAUCAAAACCAAUAUCAGCAACAGAAUGGCAACUACGCGAGUAAUUAUUACUAUCCACAGGUUGGAUAUCCAACACCUUCGCAAAAUCCCACCCCGAUGUACCAAAACACGAUUCAACGACCGAACUAUGUAAACCAAGGCCAGCAAGGGCAAUAUCAGACCAUUUACCCACAAAACCAAAUUAAUCAGCAACAUCAAUCUUCAGGACAUUAUCAAUCUGGUCAGUUUCAAGGAGGACAGUAUCAGCAAACUGGCCAAUAUCAAGGUGGUCAGAAUCAACAAACUGGUCAAUACCAAAACAGCCAAAAUCAGCAAACAGGCCAAUACCAUGCCACUCAAAAUCAGCAAACUGGCCAAUACAACGGCGAUCAAAACCAACAGUCUAACUUUCAAGGUCAAAAUCAGUCAGGGAACCAAGGAGGAAUGAAUCAACCCAACAACCAAUUCCAAAUGCAAGGUCAAGGCUCCAGUAGCACUCAAAGCGGUGGUUUCCAAGUAUCUGGAGGUUCUCAAUCUGGUGGCCCUGGUCCAACCUGCGUAUGUCAAGCAUGGACUAAGCCUGACCCUCCAGUUAUGCACGACCCGACACAAAAAAGCCAAGAGAAGAGUGAGCCCAGUGAAGAGAGCAACAAGAUUUCUGUAUAA
Molecule: messenger RNA, 945 nt
Organism: Diatraea saccharalis (sugarcane borer)
Lineage: Eukaryota; Metazoa; Arthropoda; Insecta; Lepidoptera; Crambidae
Source: the annotation of a GenBank genome assembly